Amoebophrya sp. A25 is the source of this 669-nucleotide messenger RNA. The record is from the annotation of a GenBank genome assembly. Lineage: Eukaryota; Dinophyceae; Syndiniales; Amoebophryaceae.
AGUCGCUAUAGGUCUCAGAAAGAGCACCGCUUUGCAGAUUCUCUGGUUCGAUAGAACUACAAGUAAGCUUGUCUUUUUGUGCCAAGGAGUGAAUCAAUACUAGCUACUGGGGUUGUUCUGGAUUUCAGCGUACUACGUCAGAGACAGAGUAAUUUAAAAGAAACAUUCUUUGAAAAGAAGAUGAAGAGCAUCAUGCUCCUGGAGAAACGACCCACUGGUCCACCACGGAAAAGGAGACGCUAGCCACGAUGCACUUCGCUACACGCUGCGUGAGAGGCGCGCCUUCUCCUGUAGUAUCGUCUGAGAGACGAGCUGCUACAGGAGCUGGAUUCGGAUGAAAGGUUGUGCAUGGAAAUGGCCUGCAGUGGUUUACAGAUGCGGUGCGCGGGAUAUCGAAUCUCGAGUUUUUCUUUUUCAGUCUUCCAAGAAACUCUCUGUUUCCCUUGCUCUUUCGUCCGCGCAAUUCGACGGAUGUGGCUACACCAGCGACGUCAGAGGGAGUGUGGGCACCGUUACAGGUACGGACGCCAGGGCGUAGCGCAUCGGAGCUGUUCGACGGUGACUACAAAGACAGGCUUCUUUGCGACACACGCAAGACGACGUUUGACGAAUGGUUUCACAUGCCGCUGCUAAUAACAUCACAGGCCACUAAUUCGUUUUACCUGUUAC